Messenger RNA from Symbiodinium sp. CCMP2592, 2142 nucleotides. The record is from the annotation of a GenBank genome assembly. Lineage: Eukaryota; Dinophyceae; Suessiales; Symbiodiniaceae.
AUGGCGCUCUCGGAGGCAACAUAUGGAACCAAUGGUGUGAUGGACCUUCUGAGAUGCGAUGUAUGGCGUGAUCGCGAUGCGAUUCCGAAGAAGCUGAUUGAUGCUACACAGAAGUCAGGUUUCCGUAUGCUGUCAAUUCAGCCAGCUCCUACGAGAGGAGCUCGUCACAUACGAUUGCACAGCUGGUAUUUCAUCAGGCAUCUUCAUCCGGGGGACUUGUUUCGUGCAUUGGAAGAUGAAGGGCGAUGUAGCUCAACCUUGCGCCAAAGCAUUCAGGAGGCGAUGGGCCGGCAGAAAGUCUACCACGUGGUCGUUGCAGGUGGUGAGGAUGACCGCCGAUUCGUUCCCCCAGGUGAUUUCAAGACCGCGAAGAUUGUUUUCUCAGAUUUUCUGAACAAUCUGCAUGCGAUUUGUCAACAUGCGGAGGAGCUGCUCUUCGACCAAAGACAGGAUCCAGAAGCAAUCAGGCAGGUUAUGGACAAUCCGCAGUUCGACUCCAUGUUAAAGAAAUAUUUUGAGAGCGGAGAUAUGAAGCGCCAGCAAAAUUUGAAACUUGUGGGAAGACUGGGCGGCAACCUCCUCCACACCUGCAUCGAGGAGGGCCACCUGGAUACCGUCCAGCUGCUGCUUGACUCGUACACUUUGGAAUCACACCCGCAAGCUCCAUGGCGUGUGCUGGCUGAGCCGCUGCAUCCCGUGGGCAGCUCUGGCACGACGGCCUUCCAUGCUGCCAUUAUUCACGGCUCAGAUCAGGCACUUUCCAAGCUAUUGGAAUGGGCGGAACUGCACAAUCAUGACAUCACAGGCUUGAAAUACAUCGUCGAGAGGGAGCCAGGAACCGAACAACCCGUCACAGAGCGAAACUGCCUGCAGGUGGCAUCCAGCAACGGCGAGUUGAAAUGUUACAAUUUGCUUGCCCCGCUUUUUGGCAAAAGGCUGAAAGAUCUGGUUGACCAUGUGGAUGCAAACGGUCCAAGCUCUGAGGUCAUUGGUCGCCCCAGGCUAAGUCUCAUAUGUCCUCGUGGAUUCCUGUUGAAGCGAUUCUGCUUGCCGUCCGAAGAUUGGAAGGCUGUACUUGCCGGAGUUGCGGAGCUCAAGGCUUCAGAAGACUUUCCACGCGCCGCUUCCAUACGCAUACGGAAUGUGAACUUCCAGGAUGAGGCGAGCUCUGACAUUUUGGGUUGCCUGUUGGAUGCCUGCAGUGGCCUUGAUUUGGUGACAACCAUGACCUGCACCUUCAAGACAGACAAGACCUGGCUUGCCCUGCUGGAGGUGCUGCUUCAGCGGCUGCAUUUGGUUGCAGGAGGUGGUGCUGACCUCACGCAGCUGCUUCCCAGGGAAGUCAAUUUGGUUUCGCCUAGCCGUGAAAAUGUUGCAGAAGAGCAGGAGCAGCAGCAGUCUGAUCGCAAUGCCGCCCGCUUGAUCUUGGAGUACAUCAACGUCGCCUGUGUUGUUCCCAAUUUUUUGGGUGCGCAGCUCACUGACACACAGCACAUCACCAGAUUCUCGGAAUUCAGGGAUCACGGGUACAGCUUAGCAGCUGCGCACGCAGUCUCGACUUCCACGAUGGUUAAUGUCUUCGUGAAUGGCCAGCUGAGUGCCCAAGAAGGAGAGCUGGCGGACUGGGUGCAUUCACGUCUUUUUCUGAAGAUGGUUUCCAUGAUUCACUCAAAGUUCUUCGAUACAGAUGAGCUUUUAGCCAAGCAGUUAGACGACCCGCGCGACGUGGUGAACCCUGCAGCAGCGUCAUUCCUGCGCUUGACGCUGGGAGCUUGGUUCAAGCCACUGGAGACGGCAGGUUCCCAUAGCACUCACCUCUGGCAGUUUUGGGGAGAGCAGCUGGAGGCCGAUGAUGAGAAGAUGAGGCAGCUAGCUCCUGCGCUGGAUUUCGCUUUGGAGCUUCUCCUCAAGAUGCGGGAGGUGUUGGACUACGUGCUUCGGAGGGCUUUUCCGAAAGAGACCUCGUUGGCAGCCUUGCUGCACGAGUGUGUCCCUGUUGGGAUCCGCAGCCGAUUGCCUCGAUUUCGUGAGGUCUUGGAGGAGCUACUCGUUGAAAGGCCAGCGCCUGCUAGGCAGAGGGUCAUUCUCACCGCACCUGCAUCCGGGUAUCAACUUCGGCCAAACAGCCUGGCUCCAAGGUGA